Aspergillus japonicus CBS 114.51 is the source of this 2547-nucleotide messenger RNA. It is a transcript of the gene mdv1, whose product is annotated as WD repeat-containing protein. The record is from RefSeq and is a predicted model, not a curated record. Gene Ontology annotation, molecular function: protein binding. Lineage: Eukaryota; Fungi; Ascomycota; Eurotiomycetes; Eurotiales; Aspergillaceae. The coding region runs from base 389 to 2365 and encodes 658 amino acids. The transcript is spliced from 5 exons.
GAAUCUGUGAUGGCGGGGGAAAGACCUUUCGAUUAUAUAUGGGGAUCUGGUGCACUUUUCUUCUGGCGACAUGUCGAUUCUCUUCGGUUCUAUCGCUCACUUUCCAUACUGUCACGCACAGCCACUGUCCCCUUCUCCCUUCCUUGGGUGGAGACUGAGCUCGAGCUCUCUCUAGUAAAAUACCACCCGAAACACGGUAAUUCAUCGCGUGCAACUCCGUCCAUCCAGAACUUCUUUCCGCAAUCUCCAAGGCUUAAAGAAAGCCGACCAACUGCCCGACUGACGACCGCACCCUGCUGAACGACCCUUUCUGCUCCCAUCGCUGCAAUUCUCGUAUGGGCUUGAUUGUCUCAAGCUUUCCCUCGCCCCCCUCGUCGGUGUCGCUGUCAUGGACAGGCGCCGUCGUGAUGAUUCGCCUUCCGGUCUAUCAGAUAUUGUCGAACAGGAUGGUCUUUUAGGAACCGGCAUUACGACUCGUCAUAUUGAGGCCUUUGGACGGAAAGUCACAUCAACUGCUGGGCACUUGAUGGGACCGACUUCCGAAUCUUCUAACGGCGGCCACUACCACAACGCCAUGGUUGACAUCCAGCGCGAGCUGCGGCGCCCUGCCGCUCAGCGCAAUGUCUUCUCCCUGACCCAAACCACACCAACCGAUUUGGUCCGCUCUAAACUGUCUACAUCCGAGAUUCAAUCGCGAGCCAUCUCCUCCCUUCCUGAUGAGCUUCUCAUGAACAUACCUGAAGACAGCAGCUCUUACUCGCUCUUCCAAGGAUUUCAAGCCUCCCAGGAUGACAUCGAAUAUAGAAAGGCCCACCGCCGGCGCUCGUCCAAGAGCAAGAAGCUAUUGAAGGAUGGGGAGACGCACGCCGCUUUACCUUCCGCGCCCACCGACUUGAGAAAGGAACGAGAUUUACUCAACCGCAGGAUGGACCUGAUGGGUGUUCGCAAGAAUAUGUGCAGCUCGGAGAUACAUGAGAUAGACAACAAGAUCGCAAACUUGCACAACAUGCGCAAGAUCGUUCUAGACCGGUUAGCCAGCUUAGAGAUGGAGGAAGCCGAACUGGAGCAUGAACUGACGGAGGUUGAUAAUAAGUUGGAAGAUAUUGAACAAGAAGAAGCAGCUCACGCGCAGGCUCAGGCCCCGGCGACCCCGAAGUCAUCAGCAAACGAUGACUCGACCAUUUCGGAAGACCCGGCAAUGGACGCAUCCUUCAUGUCCGAGUCUAUUUACCAAAAAAUUCCUUCCCCAAAGAGCGUCAAGCAAAAAUCAAUAAGGAAACGCUCGAUGCCGAUUUUACACGAACAUUUCACCCCGGGUUCGGAGAUCAAAGAGAUGGCGGCGCAUUCUGACAUGGUCACUGCGAUUGACUUCGACUAUCCAUUCGGUACUAUGAUCACCGCGGCGCUGGAUGACACCGUGCGGGUUUGGGAUCUCAAUGUUGGCCGUUGCAUUGGAUUCCUGGAAGGGCAUAAUGCUUCGGUGCGCUGUCUUCAGAUUGAGGACAACAUUGUUGCCACGGGCUCUAUGGAUGCAUCAGUCAAAUUAUGGGAUUUGAGUCGCGCCCGAACGAUGACUACUCGCGACAAUCGCAUCACCCGCCGCGAUGAUGGAGACGAAGAAACCGACCCAGCCGACGACGCUUCGGUGGCAUCCCAUUCUACCACGCUGGAGGACUGCUUCGUCUACUCGUUGGAUGCUCAUGUCGACGAAAUCACCGCGCUUCACUUCAAGGGUGACACUCUGAUUUCAGGGUCAGCCGACAAGACACUGCGACAGUGGGAUCUGGUCAAAGGGCGUUGCGUGCAAACGCUCGAUGUAUUGUGGGCGGCCGCGCAGGCGUCGUCGCUGGGAGGAGAUUCGCAAUGGCGCCCCUCAGGACGCCUGCCGGACGCAUCGGCGGACUUUGUCGGGGCUGUCCAGUGCUUCGACGCCGCUUUAGCCUGCGGUACGGCAGACGGAAUGGUCCGUCUUUGGGAUCUGCGCAGUGGACAGGUUCAUCGUAGCCUGGUGGGCCACACUGGCCCUGUUACCUGCCUACAAUUUGAUGAUGUGCAUCUGGUCACUGGAAGUCAAGACCGCAGUAUCAGGAUAUGGGAUCUCCGAAUGGGAUCGAUCUAUGAUGCCUACGCCUAUGACAAGCCCAUUACCAGCAUGAUGUUCGACACCAAGCGGAUUGUUGCGGCUGCAGGAGAGAACGUUGUGAAGGUCUACGACAAAGCCGAUGGCCACCACUGGGAUUGCGGCGCCGGAGUCGGCGCUGAUGAACAGGGCCCAUCGCCAGCAACAGUGGAGCGAGUGCGAUUGAAGGAUGGCUUCCUAGUUGAAGGCCGCAAAGACGGUAUCGUUGCGGCGUGGACAUGUUGAGAUGACCAUGCAUAACUAUGGCAUGCAAAACCCUGCCACGUACAUGCUAGCAUUUGGAUGGUUUUGUGUUUUGUGACUGCUUUGAAUGCCUCAGCGACUGUAUAUUAUCUUUACGUUUGGCCCAACAUAGAAAGGAACCAUGGCGUCUUACGGUAGGAUCAGCCGUUGUAAACUAGUUUCUU